Molecule: messenger RNA, 1991 nt
Organism: Silurus meridionalis
Lineage: Eukaryota; Metazoa; Chordata; Actinopteri; Siluriformes; Siluridae
Gene: opn4.1
Product: opsin 4.1
Exons: 1
Coding region: 261-1757 (498 amino acids)
Biological process (GO): visual perception; G protein-coupled receptor signaling pathway
Cellular component (GO): membrane
Molecular function (GO): G protein-coupled receptor activity
Source: RefSeq, a predicted model, not a curated record
AUCAUUAAAUGGAUAUAAAAUCAGACCAGACCAGAGAACAUAAAUCAAUGCCCUUCUGUGUGCAAUGAUCAAUAUGAAUAUAAAAAGCAAAUGCUGGGGACAUUUUCACUCAGGUUAAAAGAAGAUACGAGAUAAGGUGGUCUUUUUUUUUUCGUACGCUUUUCACUAAGUCUUCUGUUAACCUACAUUUAUGCAAUUCUGUUUUAAACAUACCUUAUAAUUUGGACAGAUCCCUGGCGAAUUUUUGCAUUACCAAGACCAUGAACCUGCAUUCAACUCAGAGUGAGUAUCUCUGCCACCCAGAUGAUUUAAACUGCACAGCUGUGUUUAAGGAGUCCCUGAGUGCUGAAAACUACAAGAUGCAGCAUGUACCAUCCCACUGGCCGACCCCCAUUCAGCACAAUGAGAUCGCACACAUUUUUCCUACCGUGGACGUCCCGGAUCAUGCUCACUACAUUCUCGGAUCGUUCAUCCUUAUAGUGGGGAUCACGGGUGUGAUAGGAAAUGCUCUGGUUAUCUAUGUGUUCUGCCGCAGCCGCCCACUGCGCACACCAGGAAACAUGCUGGUGGUCAACCUGGCCGUGUCGGAUUUCUUCAUGUCGCUCACACAGUCACCUGUGUUCUUUGUGGCCAGCCUGCACCGGCGUUGGGUGUUCGGUGAGCGUGUGUGCGAGCUGUAUGCCUUCUGUGGUGGCCUCUUUGGGAUCUGCUCAAUGAUGACUUUAACUGCGAUAGCUUUUGACCGCUGCCUCGCCAUAACCCGGCCUCUUGCUUUGCUAGGUGAGGUGAGUCAAAGCCGGACUAGUACAGUACUCGCACUGCUAUGGCUCUAUUCUCUGGGUUGGAGUCUGCCUCCUUUCUUUGGCUGGAGUGCGUACGUCCCAGAGGGUCUUCAGACGUCCUGCUCUUGGGACUACAUGUCAUUCACGCCAUCGGUGCGCACCUACACCAUUCUUUUGUUCAUAUUUGUCUUCUUCAUCCCUUUGAGCAUCAUUGCUGCCUGUUACUUUGCCAUCUUUCAAGCCAUUCGAAAAACCCGCAAAGAGGUAAGACAGCUUGGCUCUGGUGAAACACAUAAGAUGCUCGAAUGCAUUAAGACUGAAUGGAAAAUGGCUAAAGUGGCCCUCUUGGUUAUCUUACUAUUUAUCAUUUCCUGGUCGCCUUACUCGGUGGUGGCUCUUACUGCCACAGCUGGUUAUGCCCAUGUCCUGACUCCUUAUAUGAACUCCAUCCCUGCUGUGAUCGCCAAAUCCUCUGCCAUCCACAACCCUAUAAUCUAUGCUAUUAUACACCCUAAAUACAGACUAGCCAUUGUACGCUAUGUGCCUCUUCUUCGCCUUAUUCUGUGUGUUGGAAUGAAUAAGCGCUCAUCCUCCAUCUCCACCAGUGGCACCUCUUCUCAACAGACAGCCCUAACCAGCCAGCAUGCCCUAGGUGUCCGGAUUGGCAAUGCCACACGUGCUAACUGCCGCUGGGGAAAGACACGGCUGUCCUCUGCUUCAGACACGGAAUCUUGUUGGACAGACAGUGAGGCUGAUGGCUCCAGUGCCAACUCGCUGCCUUUUGCAAGGCGCGUGUCUACAGAGAUCUCUUUAGACACUGCCAUCCCUCCAGAGCCUGCUGGCAUGAGCACAGGAAUUGUGCAGAAAAUGGUGAAGGUUGACAGAGUUAACAGUAUGCCUGUGCCCUCUAUUAUUCUGGAAGCAGACGGAGGAGUGCUUUGUGACGGGAAAUCUUUUCUCCUAUCAAGUAACUGACAAAGGAUUGCCACUGCAAAGAUUCGGGGGAUGUUCUCCAAAAAAAUGCUUCUCUGUAUAAACUGCAUGGUGUAGUAUUAUAUUGUAUUAGUCUGACUAAAACUACAAUGUUCUUUACAAUUCUUUCCAGAAGCAUUUACUGAUAUAACUGUCCUGUAUAGAUCAGCAUUGUCAUUACAUAUUUUUAAACCUAAAUAAAACAAUUGAGUUAUCAGAUUUGCUUCUUGUUUUUAU